Molecule: messenger RNA, 1201 nt
Organism: Cuscuta epithymum
Lineage: Eukaryota; Viridiplantae; Streptophyta; Magnoliopsida; Solanales; Convolvulaceae
Source: the annotation of a GenBank genome assembly
CGAGAGAUACACUAACCACCUUACGUAGCCAUAUUAAUAUUGUGAAGCUUUCAUAUGCGUAUACAGCUUUAUAUAUACUACGUAUAAACAAAUUGAUGGGUUGCGAACGAUACAAAAACUAUUUCCUUGUAGAUUCUGUGUUCGGCAAAAUCAUAGAAGGGCUUGUUAUAUCUUGGGGGGAGAUUUAUGGUCAUAGGAAACACUUUCUUUAGAACAAUGUCUAACGUGUCUCGAGCCAUUUUAUUUUUCUAACGUUAUUUUGCAGGUUCUGAUGAUGAAUAUAUCAUUAUGGUGCGAACACACCUGCUCAAGUCAUCCCGAUUGCGGAAUCCUAAUUGAGAAGUUGCCGGAGUCCUGGAGGGAUUAUAGACGGGACCUCAAACAUGACUUAGGGCUUAUGUCAUUCAAUGAUGUGAUUACCCACAUCAUCAUUGAAGACACAAACAAGAAAGAAAAUGCCAAGUGUCAAGCAAAGGAAUAUACUUCAAAUGCAAACUUGGUGGAGACGAAAAACAAAAGGAGGUAUGGAAAUAAUCACUUUAAUAAUAAGCCCAGUUACAAUAAAUAUAGAACAACCACACAUUUUAAAAGAAAGCCUGAUUGUUAUGUUUGUGGGAAACUGGGACAACGUGCUAGUGAGUGUAGGAAACGGGCAUCUGUGAAAAACUAAAAUCAACCCAAACCAAGUGCAAACUUAGUUGAAGGUGAUGAUAUUAUAAAUGUGGUUGUUUCAUAAACCUGCCUAGUUGCGGAUGUGAACGAGUGAGUGGAAGACUCGGGAGCUACUAGGCAUAUUUGGCAAGACAAAAUUGUGUUUUCCUCCUAUACACCAAUAGGGGAUGAAGAGGAGUACAUACACCUUGGUGAUUCUAGAACAACCAAGGUGCACGGGAAUGUCAAAGUUAAUAUCAAACUCACAUCCGGCAAGACAUUAUCACUCACCGACGUACUUAGUGUGCUCGAGAUACGGACCAAUUUAAUCUCCGUCUCACUUUUGGGAAGAGCUGGUGUCAAGGCAUCUUUUGAAUCCGACAAGGUGGUUCUCACUAAAAACAAUAUAUUUAUUGGAAGAGGUUAUUGUAAUCAAGGGCUUUUCAUGUUGAAUGUGUUAGAGGUGUUGAAGUGAUUUGCUUUCUAAUUAUUUUUUAAUAAGUAGGACCUAGAUUCUGUUUUUCUAUUUUAUUUGGUAAGUGUUGUACGC